Nymphaea colorata (pocket water lily) is the source of this 3947-nucleotide messenger RNA. RefSeq names its product formin-like protein 6. Bases 529 to 3444 code for a protein of 971 amino acids. The record is from RefSeq and is a predicted model, not a curated record. NCBI's taxonomy places the organism in Eukaryota, Viridiplantae, Streptophyta, Magnoliopsida, Nymphaeales, Nymphaeaceae. Gene Ontology annotation, biological process: actin cytoskeleton organization; actin nucleation. Gene Ontology annotation, molecular function: actin filament binding. The transcript is spliced from 4 exons.
UCAAAAAGCCAAGGAAAGAAAAGCCAUUCGGGGUCCACGUGUACAAACAGCGGGAGAUCGUCGUUGUGCACCCCGUCGUGCCGGACGGUCAGAGAUUAAUUCUUCCGGCCAUGACAUCACCAGAGGAUCCACUCGUUGCAGCGCUUACAAGAGUCUUUUUCCCUUCUCUCUCUCUCUCUCCCCCCACAACUCCCAUGGCCGGACCCCAUUGGACCUCUCCCCAAGUGUGAAGCUAUGAAGCCCAAACAGGAAAUGUAUGCCCGAGCGAGAAUUGGUCAUGCUAACCAGUGAUUUCUUUGAAACCAAGAUGAUCACGAGAGACAUUAUUAACCUGUGACUUCUUCUUCGAAGACACCAUGCACAGAGACAGAGAGAAAGCCAGAGAGAGAGCGAGGGUGAGAGAGUUGGUUGAGGAGAGAGCAAUUAAUUCUUCUUUCAUGGCUUUAGGCCUCUGCCUCGAUUACCGUUGAACCUGUUACAUUCUGUCAGGCCCUGAGUCAGUAGCGAGAGAGAGAGAGAGAUUCCGCCAUGAAAGCACCUGUCGAGUUCUUCACCCUUCUAGUCGUGGCUAUUUCGAUCUUUUACCCUGUCUUCUCUGCCAUUUUAGUUGAUUAUUCAGGUGACCACCGACUCAGGAGGAUACUGCACCACCCCCUGUUCCCUGCUGACCCCCCUUCUCCGCCUGCCCACACACCUCUCCCUCCAACUCCGACCAUCGCUGCCCAGAACCCACAGUUUUUCCCUCACACGCCUCCGGGACCGCCACCGAACCAGACCCAGACCCUCUCCCCUGCCGCCAAUGCCUCUGACCAGAACCGGACCGACAUGUCCGAUCAGAGGAAGAUAAAGCCUGCUGGGAAGGUCUUCAUUGCGGCUUCAGUCUCAAUUGUGGCGCUGGGCAGUCUGAUCGCAUUGACUUGUUUCCUUUAUUAUCGCCGGAGACGGAAUUCGGCUGAAUCAGAGAAGUUGGUCGGACAGGGAGCUGCAGUCAGGCAUGUCUCCGGCGAAACUAACCGGAUUCGACGACCUUCAAUGUCCGCAGCAUCGCGUUUCCUCUACAUUGGAACGGUGGAGCCAUCAAAAAGCAGAAGCGGGGAGAUAAAAGAUUCACCUUAUCACAGAUUGAAUGAGAGCCACGUAAGGCUUGGUUUGCACCAGCCAAGCCCGGAGCUUCAGCCGCUUCCACCACUUUCAGGACCGCCACAGUGGAGUCCUUCGGCGACCAUGUCCCCUGAUGAGGAGGAUUCCUACUACAGCGCUAAAGCAUCGCUAACCGGGAGCAAUUGGAGCCCUGGCAGACUGGCUUUGCAGCAGAGAUUUCCUACCUCCACCACCACCACCACCACCACCACCACCACGACGACCACCACCAACAGGAGCAGCACAAACACGAAUAGCAGCAUCAACACCAUCAUAAGCAGGGACAGAGCUAUGGUGCACAGCAGAGAUGGUAGACUUUCAGCAGAACGGUGCCCCACUGAAAGCCGAGAUACCGCUCCUAGGAUCAGCAUUGCGUCAUCGCCAAUGUUGCAGCCAAUGACUGUCACGGACCUGCUACCCUCUCCUCAACAUGAUAUGCCAUCACCGGCCAUUUUUUCUCCGCCUCUCUCUUCUGCGGCAAGCUCGCCACUUCCCCUUCCAAUUCCUGCAUUUCCGUCAACAUUGUCCGAGAAAUCCGGCCUUCCGACAUCACCGCCACCAGCUCCACUCGUGUCGCCAUCACAAACACAACUGCCGGUGCCACCACCAAUAUCUCGUCAGCAGCAGCCGCCGCCACCACCGCCACCGCCACCACGGCCAUCACAACCACCGCCGUCGCCACCACCACGGCGGCCAACGCAAACACCACUGCCACUGCCGCCGCGGCCACUGUUGCAGCCGCAGCACCUAAUACUCAACAAGGAUAGGCUGCCGAAAUCAUGCCCUCCACCCAUGGCUGCUCACUUUCGGAAUCAAGUUCUCUUUCCGGAGCCUAGCAGCCCAAAGAAUCAGAAUACUGAUUCCAUGGGCCAAGCACCUGCGGUAAAUGACAACAAAGAGGCGUUUCCGGAGCAGUUAACUGACACAGAAGGUGCUAAUUCAAGGCCCAGACUGAGGCCUCUGCAUUGGGACAAAGUCCGAGCUAGUUCAGAUCGUGCGAUGGUCUGGGACAGACUGAAAUCAAGCUCUUUCACACUGGACGAAGAUAUGAUUGAGACUUUAUUCAUAUGUAAACCUUCAAAUUCCUCCCAGAAGGAAUCACUAAAGAAAGUUGUGCCUCCUACCGAAAGGGAGACCAGAGUACUUGACCCAAAGAAAUCCCAAAACAUAGCCAUACUUUUAAGAGCACUGAAUGUCACAAGAGAUGAAGUGUUUGAAGCACUCGUAGAAGGUAAUCCUGAAGGUUUAGGUGUGGAGCUUCUGGAAACUUUGUUAAGGAUGGCCCCAACAAAGGAGGAAGAACUACGACUUAAGGAAUAUAGUGGAGAUAUGUCAAAACUUGGCCCAGCAGAGCGGUUUCUCAAGGCCAUCUUGGAUAUCCCAUUUGCCUUCAAAAGGAUUGAUGCAUUGCUUUAUGUAGCCAACUUUGAAUCGGAAAUGAAAUACCUGAGACAAUCCUUUGAGACCCUGGAGGCCGCAUGCGAGGAACUGAGAAGCAGCCGACUAUUCCUCAGACUGCUUGAAGCUGUACUUAAAACGGGAAAUAGGAUGAACACUGGGACAAGCCGAGGUGGUGCUGAAGCAUUCAAGCUCGACACACUUUUGAAGUUAAUUGAUAUCAAAGGAACAGAUGGCAAAACAACGCUACUCCAUUUUGUUGUUCAAGAGAUCAUCCGAUCAGAAGGUCAAACAGUUUAUAACAAUGAAAAGCACCAGCAAUCUGAUCUUAAGGUUGAAAAUACCCUCAUUAAAGUACGCUCAUGUGUGAUUGAGGACAACCUCAAGAAGACAGGUUUGCGAGUUGUUUCUGGACUAAGCAAUGAACUCAGUCAUGUGAAGAAGGCAGCUGGGAUGGAUUCAGAUGUCCUAAGCAGCUACUUGUCCAAGCUUGCUGCAGGAUUGGAAAAGGUAAAGUCAGUCAUGCAACUGGAGGAUUCACAAAGAAACAGAGAAAUCUACAACAGGAAAUUUUGUGAGUCAGUGAAGCAAUUUGUUGAUAAAGCUGAGAUGGAGAUUCUUAGAGUGAAAGCUGAGGAAAGUGUGGCACUGUCAUUGGUCAAAGAGAUGACAGAGUACUUUCAUGGUGAUGCAGCAAAGGAGGAAGCUCAUCCUUUCAGGAUAUUUAUGAUAGUAAGCGAUUUCCUUUCCCUUUUGGAUAAAGUUUGUAAAGAGGUAGGGAUGAUGCAGGAGAGAGCAAUCAUGGGUUCAGCUAGGACCUUUCUGAUUUCAGAAGCAGCUUCCUUACCAGCCUUCCUGAGAUUUCAAAGGACUGGUAGUUCAGACGAUGAAAGUUCAGCACCAUAGGCUUAUGCUCAGCAAUCCACUCAAUUAGAGCAACCACACAAUGCUUAUUUUGUCCGAGCAUUUUAAAUUCCACUCCAACAUUUCAAAUCGGAAGAUUGCAUGUUAAAGAAAUUAUUUUUGUUUGAUGGAAAAAUCCUGACAUCAAUGAAGACUCAGAGAAUCAAACUAACAAUGGUUGUCAAGGUAUCCACAAGACUGCAGCUCCUAUGGCGACACAAGGGAGUGGAAUUUUUCUGGUGCAAUUCUAUAUAAAAAAUCCAAUGAUGUGUAACAGAGAGAAGGCGCCUUGAAGAAGGUCCUUGUUGUCCAUAGCCUAUCCACUACCAAUGGAACGGAACAUUCUGCGUUACGUUUCAAUAUCUCAUGCUGCUAAAAGGUAACACUUCUGAUGAGAAUCCGUUGGGAAGCAAAAAUAUGAGCUUUCUCUUCUUUAUAGUGAGCUGUAUAAAGUCCACGUUUUUUUUCGCAUGGAUAAAUAAUAUUCAUUCUUUUUCUUUUCUUAA